AUGAAGAGGCGCCUGUUAUCUCUGGAGAUUCUCCUCAUCGUCGUUUCGUCACUUCUGCUCAUCUGUUGCAUUGGCCUGGCCGUGGUCUCAUCGCUGAGCCUGAAGCCCAAAGGCGCCACCAAGCCCGUGCAGCUGAUGGGACGGAUGGCGAUCGUGGAGGGAGCCGUGUUCUCCGAAGAGUUGAAGAACUCCAGCAGCCCGCAGUUCAAAUCUCUGGCCUACGACGUGCAGCAGCUGGUGUCUGAGGCGUUCAGCACCAGCGAGCUCCAGCAGCUGUAUGAGUCGUGUUGGAUUCAGGACUUCAGUCGGGGCAGCGUGGUCGUGACCUUCUCCCUCCGGUUCAGUCAGCUGAUUGAUGUGAAGGAGGCGGAGCAGCAGCUGGGGGCAGGGCUUCAGGGGAUCGAAGGUGGAGUUUUGGUUAUCGACACAAAGAGUAUCAGCAUCACAGAAAUAACGGCAUCUGAAACAACAUCUGCAUCUGGAACAACAUCUGCAGCAACAACAUCUGCAGCUAUAACUGCAUCUCGAACAUCUGGAACAACAGCCUCUGCAGGGACCAGCAUCAACCCUACAGGAGGAACGUGUGGCCCUUAUCAAACUUCCUGUGCUGAUGAGAUGACGUGUAUUCUGACUAGUCAGCUAUGUGAUGGAGUGGACGACUGUCCUGAUGCCUCUGAUGAAACUGAUGCUCUCUGUGCAACAGCAUGUGACGGACAGUUUGUGCUGAGGGGCCCGAGCGGGUUGUUCAGUUCAUCAAAGGCAGACAAAUACAACAGCAGCAGCUUCUGUCGCUGGAUCAUCAGGGUUGAUGACGGACUUUCAGUUCAGGUUACCUUCCCUCAUUUUGAAACUGAAGAAAACAGCGACACUCUGAGGCUUUAUGAAGGUGUGGGACCAAACAAAGUCUUCACAGCUCAGUUCUCAGGCUCCACCUCUCCUGGAAAUGUGUGGCUGCUGACCGACCAAUCAACUGUGGAGUUCACCUCUGAUGAUAUCAACAAUCUGUCAGGGUUCAUAGCCACGUACAGUGCAGCCAACAUUUCCACGCUGUCAAACGAGGAGAAGCUCACCUGCAACUUCGAGCAGGGCAUGUGUUUCUGGAGGCAGCAGCAAGAUGAUAACGGGGACUGGUUUCGAAUCAGAGGCCCCACUUUUCCGACUUUAACUGGCCCAAGUGUCGACCACACGCUGGGUAACAGCUCAGGUUUCUACAUUGUCACUUCUAAGAGUCCUGGCCAAUGGGAGAAGAGCUUCAGGCUCGACAGCCUUCCUCUGACUCCAUCCAUGCAGCCCAUGUGUCUGAGCUUCUGGUACCACAUGUUUGGACAGGAUGUUCACCAGCUCAGAGUCCGGCUGCUGAUGGAAUCUGAUGUUACCAUAUUCCAGAAAGAUGGUGACUAUGGCGACACCUGGAACUAUGGCCAGGUGACCCUUAACCUGACAUCAGAGGCUAUGGUGGCGUUUGAAGCUCUGAAGAAAGGAGGGAUGUUGAAUGACAUUGCUUUGGAUGACAUCACACUGACCUCUGAUGCCUGUGGGCCCGCCCCCCCUGAACCCACCAAUGUACCACCUCCAACAACCACAUCCCCCAUACCAGCUGACUGUGGAGGCCCGUUUGACCUCUGGGAGCCAAACUCUACAUUCAACACACCAAACUACCCAGAAUCCUAUGGGAAUGGGGCAGAGUGUCUGUGGACUCUGCAUGCUGGGGAAGGUCACAAUAUUCAGCUCCACUUCCUGGACUUUGACAUUGAAGCAUCCAGUGAUAUGGUGGAAGUCCGGGAUGGGGCGGGGCCUAACUCCACCUUACUGGCUGUUCUCACAGGAAAUGGCCCCACCCAUGACUUCUUCUCAACAGCCAAUCAAGUUACAGUGUGGUUCUAUACAGACAGUUCAGUUUCUGGGAAAGGAUUCAGAGCCAACUUCACCUCUGGGGUCAACCUGGGGUCACCAGCUCCGUGUGCUGAUGGUCAGUUCCAGUGUCAGACAGGAAGUUGCAUCCAUGGUAACAAUCAGUGUGAUGGUGUGGUCGACUGUCCCGACAGCUCUGAUGAAGCCAAAUGUGUUAUGUUGCAGGUAAAUGGUUCCAGUCGGCUUCAGGUUCAAAUUGUCUCUUCUCUGUUCACGGUGUGCACUGACACCUGGAGCUCUCAACUGUCUAACUUCACCUGUCAGUACCUCGGAUACAGGUCCGGGAAGGCCUCGUUCCUGCCGGCUCAGCCACAAGACUCGCCGUUUGCUCUCAUCACAAUCAGCAAUGAUGGGACACUGAAAACCAACAUCAGUGAAACUUGCCACAGAGAGGAAGUGAUGUCACUGGCCUGUAAUAACCAGCCGUGUGGAGUCCGUCAGGUCACAAAUGUCUCAAGGGAGGCAGACCAAUCAGAGCACAGGACACCUGGUGAUGAAGGUGCUGGCCGAGUGGUGGGCGGGGUUAAUGCUGAGGAGGGUGCAUGGCCGUGGAUAGUGUCUCUUCAGUGGAAGGGACGUCAUGCCUGUGGAGCCUCAGUGAUUGGCAGUGACUGGCUGCUGACUGCGGCUCACUGCGUUUAUGGGAAGAACGUUGACCUCCAAUCAUGGUCGGCGGUUCUCGGUCUUCAUGCUCAGAAUGAUCAAACCUCAGAGGCUGUUCAGACCCGACAAGUCGAUCGCAUCAUCUUCAAUGAGCAGUACAACAGACGGACCAAACAGGCCGACAUCGCCAUGAUGCAUCUACAGCAGCCAAUCAACUUCACCCAGUGGGUCCAGCCAGUGUGUUUACCACCUGAAGGUCAGAAUUUCACAGCAGGAAGAAAAUGUUUCAUCGCUGGCUGGGGCCGAAACACUGACGGUAACCAAGCACCAGGUUCUCUCCCCAAUGUUCUCCAGGAAGCCGAGAUUCCACUGGUGGAUCAGGAUCUGUGUCAACAGCAGCUACCCGAGUACACCAUCACCUCCAGCAUGCUCUGUGCCGGAUACCAAGAGGGAGGGGUCGACUCCUGUCAGGGCGACUCUGGUGGUCCUCUGAUGUGUCUGGAUGAUGGAAGCUGGACUCUGAUUGGCGUGACCUCAUUUGGCGCAGGCUGUGGACUUCCUCAGAAACCCGGAGUCUAUGCUCGAGUCUCAGCCUUUGCUUCCUGGGUCGCUCAGACCCGACGUUCCUCCUCUUCAUCACACUUUAAAGAUCCACUGUGACCUUCCACGUGUUCCGAUUAUAAAAGAGUCACAUGACACACUAACAGCUGACUAGAUGGAAACACAUUUCCAAAGAGAAAUCAAUCAAGUUUGAUUGUUUCAAAUAAAGAUCUGAUUAAUCAAGUCUAUGAAAUAAAGAUUUUAUUCUAAAACUUUCAUUAUGGCGUAAUAUCCAACUCUGUCAGCAGGUGGCAGCAGAACACAGUGACCAAAAAGAUGCGUUCAACUUUUUAUGUUUAUCAGUAACAACCAGAACAGAAAUGUGUUGAAUGCAGAGAAAAUAUCAAAUCUGUGAUUCUAAAAUCUCUUCUCUGUUUGUAUCAGUCUAAACAAAAUAAAUGAAAUUCAACAAAUUGAA
Molecule: messenger RNA, 3532 nt
Organism: Maylandia zebra (zebra mbuna)
Lineage: Eukaryota; Metazoa; Chordata; Actinopteri; Cichliformes; Cichlidae
Source: RefSeq, a predicted model, not a curated record